AUGCCUAUACGCGUCAAGUCGCGUAAACCGCCGGGGGCUGACGAGCCCCCACGGUCGCCCUCCCCUAUGGGCUACCGAUUGGACAGCUACGGGCUGCCUGACAUCCGUGAUGAUGAUUCUUUCAGGGAAAUGAUCAAGAAGCUAUCAGUCUACUUUAAUGCGGUGGUUGUGCUUCCGGUCACCUUCGAACAACUGCGGACAACCAGUGCAGGCCAGGGCCUACGGACUCUAGUCGAGCAUCUCAGCAGUGAAUGCUCACAUCCUGCCAUCGUGAAUGCUCUCUUGGCUCUGAGAUGGCAUUAUGGCGCGGCAACGGAGGACAAAGGUGUCAAUGAAGCCCGCGCCAACGCUGCUGAAAUCGUGGCAUGGCGGUUCUUGACCCACCUCUCCGAGAGGGAGGUGAUGAACUGCUGCCUCUACGAGAUUCCAGACCCGGAAGACGCCGAGGGGGGCGCAGGGGCCCGCGACGAGGAGAACGGGCGCCAGUCGCACGAGGUGGACGAGAACACCGCCCUGCUCGCCCAGAGCCUGGCCGGGACGGUCAACUCGGCCAAGCAGACGCUCACCAACACCGGCAGCAAGAAGCGCUACCAGCUGCUGCAGUCCAUCUCACGGCUGACGAUGUCCCAGGAGGAUGACGACGAGGACGAGGAGGAGGACCCCACCAAGCCCUUCGUCACGCUCAAUGCGCUCGAGAUCGCCGCCGUUGCGGACGCCAAACGGUUUCUAAGCCAGCAUGUCGUCCAGAAAAUUGUUACCGGCAUUUGGAACGGUGACAUCGUCUUCUGGGAUCGGUUGGCUGUCGACUCGGUGAAACGGCCCCGGUUCUACAACAAGGCAACAGCCGACCCAUUCUCUCGCCUUCGAGUCCCCAAAUACCUCAAGUCGUUCGAGGUCAUCUUCUUCCUAAUCUUCCUGUUCCUCUACUACUCCGUCCUGGUUGAGAGGAACCCGGAGAAGAUCAGCGUCAACGAGGUCCUGCUCUACGUCUGGUUCUUGGCUUUUGCUUAUGAUGAGCUGAGCGAGUACGUCGACGCCGGAUCAAUCUUCUACGCGACCGAUAUAUGGAAUCUAUUCGAUAUCAUAAUGAUUUUGAUAGGCUUCAUCUUCUCUGUGUUGCGGAUUGUCGGUCUCUCAAAGCACGACGAGAAGCUGAUCGGGUCGUCCUUUGACGUCUUGGCCCUGCUGGCCCUGUUCAUGGUGCCGCGGGUCUGCUCGGUGCUGUCGCUCUCUCCAUACUGGGGCACCCUUAUCCCCUGUCUGAAGGAAAUGGGCAAGGAUUUCGUCAAAUUCAUGGUGCUCGUCUUCAUAGUGUACCUUGGAUUUUUGACGACUUUUACACUCGUUGCUCGUGACACCUUCACUCUUCCAGCCAUGACCAUGAACUUGGCUAAGAUCUUUUAUGGCUCGAGUUACAUCGGAUUCGACAUUAUGAAAGACAUCGACCCGUACUUCGGCCCGCCCCUGAUGUUCAUAUUCGUCACUCUCUCGUCCAUCCUCCUCAUGGGGAGCCUGACGGGUAUGCUCUCCAACUCCUUCUCCCGCGUUAUGAGCCACGCCCGCGAGGAGUACCUCUACGUCUACUCCGUCUACGUCCUCGAGGCCUCGACCUCGAACAGGCUGACCCACUUCUACCCGCCCUUCAAUCUCCUCGCCCUGGCCAUCUUCAGGCCCCUCCGCCUCGUCCUCCCCUCGGACAACAAGUUCCGCGCCGCCCGCAUCCUCCUGCUCAAGGCCACCCACCUGCCCAUCGUCGGCGCCAUCAUGCUGUACGAGCUCGUCAAGGGCAAGGUCGCCAGCGACGAGUUCUACGGCUUCAAGGGCCCCCGCCUCGAGGGGGCCCUCGGCAGCGGCGGGUCCGCCGCCCAGCGCAAGGCCUCCCGCGCAAAGGUCCGCCCGGCCUCGUCGUCCUCGGCGUACGCGCACCAGCAGCACCAGCAGCUGCGCCGCUCUGAUGCGCUGCGGCCCGUCUCGGCCCCUGCCAUCAGCGCCCCGUCGGCGGACCCUGACAUCGCCAAUGACGACAUGGACGCCCCGACCGAUAUGGACGUCAAGAUUGCCGAGCUGAGCUCCAAGAUCGACAGGCUGACCGACAUGAUUAUUGCCAUGCAGAGGGAGAGGAGCAGGGAGGCUAGCCAGCAUACGGAGCCUGCGACUUGA
This is a messenger RNA of Diaporthe citri, 2160 nucleotides long. RefSeq lists its product as uncharacterized. NCBI's taxonomy places the organism in Eukaryota, Fungi, Ascomycota, Sordariomycetes, Diaporthales, Diaporthaceae. Gene Ontology annotation, molecular function: monoatomic ion channel activity. Gene Ontology annotation, cellular component: membrane. The transcript has 9 exons. Gene Ontology annotation, biological process: transmembrane transport; monoatomic ion transport. The record is from RefSeq and is a predicted model, not a curated record. Bases 1 to 2160 code for a protein of 719 amino acids.